Molecule: messenger RNA, 7822 nt
Organism: Amphiprion ocellaris (clown anemonefish)
Lineage: Eukaryota; Metazoa; Chordata; Actinopteri; Pomacentridae
Gene: slc29a4a
Product: solute carrier family 29 member 4a
Exons: 11
Coding region: 382-2031 (549 amino acids)
Biological process (GO): nucleoside transmembrane transport
Cellular component (GO): plasma membrane
Molecular function (GO): monoamine transmembrane transporter activity; nucleoside transmembrane transporter activity
Source: RefSeq, a predicted model, not a curated record
UUCAUCCAUCCGCACUCCCCGUUCUUCCCCGCUGCUGGAUGGUGCGUUAGGAGCGCACGCAGCGCAGGACGGCACCGGGGCUUCCCUUCUGUCCGAUGGAAACGGGCUGAGGAGGCUCCAGAUCCGGCUCAGAUCUCCUCCAGGAUUCUGCAGGAAGGACUUCGCUUCUGCUGCUGGAGGAAACACACGAGAGAGAGCGAGAGAGAGAGAGCGAGAGGGGAGAGACUGGAGAUCCUCCAUCAUCCGAAGGCCUCGUGCACCUUUCCCAGAGUGCGUUGCUGGCAUUGUGCUUAGCAUGUACGCUCACAAGAGUGUGCAGCUCGUCUAGUCCAGAGGACCUUGCGGUGUGUGUUUGUUUGCGUGCAUACUUCCGGUGCCAGAAUGAGUUUGGUGGGCGCAGAGCGUCGCAGGCCCACGCCGGCCCAGACGCCCGAGGAGAGGGAUGUGUGGAGGGAUGGAGGAAGAGCUGGCUGGAGGGAUGCGGGGAGGGAGGGCUGGAGAGAGGGAAGGGAGAGCGGCGUGGUGCAGAGCUACAGCUUCGACUCGUACCAGCUGGAGGAGGAGGAGAUCAGUAAAGACGCCCCAGAGCGAGGAGUGCUGGCUUUGUCCGAGCCCGACUUUGAGGAACCAAUCCCUGACGACCGUUACCAUGGCAUCUACUUUGCAAUGCUAAUGGCUGGAGUGGGUUUCCUGCUUCCAUACAACAGUUUCAUCACUGAAGUGGACUACCUGCACCACAAGUUUAAAGGGACAUCCAUAGUGUUUGACAUGAGUCUUACGUACAUCUUGGUGGCUCUCUUGGCUGUCAUCCUCAACAAUGUGUUGGUGGAGAGACUCAGCAUGCACACCAGGAUCACUGUAGGUUACAUCUUAGCUUUGGGGCCGCUGGUCUUCGUCAGCGUGUUUGACGUCUGGCUGGAGAAGUUCACCACCAGGCAGGCUUAUAUCAUCAACCUGGUGUCGGUGGGAGUGGUUGCCUUCGGAUGCACAGUGCAGCAGUCCAGUUUCUAUGGUUACAUGGGGAUGCUGCCCAAGAGGUACACACAGGGGGUGAUGACUGGAGAGAGUACAGCUGGAGUGAUUAUCUCCUUGUCUCGCAUCUUCACCAAGCUGCUGAUCACUGACGACAAGAAAAACACACUCAUCUUCUUCCUCGUCUCCAUUAGCAUGGAAAUGCUGUGUUUCCUGCUUCACCUGCUGGUCCGCCGCUCCCGAUUUGUCCGUUAUUACACCAGCAGCGCCCAGGGCAAAGGCCCCGGCAAAUGUCAUGACCCAAGGGACAACGGGACCGGGUACAAGGUUCACCACGACGUCACUGCAGAGGAAGUAAGAUUUGGAAACGGUGGGACAGGAACGUCCACCACAGAAGAAGGCAUUGAGGACUUUGUCGGUGGUACCUAUGUGCGAUUUGACGCCCCAAAAGCCAAAAUAAGGAAAAGCUGGCCUGGUGUCCGCGACAUGAUCCUGCAUCGUUACGUGGUGUCCCGUGUGAUCUGGGCCUACAUGCUGUCUAUAGCCGUGACCUACAGCAUCACUCUGUGUCUGUUCCCUGGCCUGGAGUCUGAGAUACGAAACCCCACCUUAGGGGAAUGGCUCCCGAUCCUCAUCAUGGCCACCUUCAACAUGUCAGACUUUGUCGGCAAGAUCCUGGCUGCGCUGCCGUACGACUGGUCCGGAGGUCGCCUGCUCUUCUUCUCCUGCCUGAGGGUGAUCUUCAUCCCUCUGUUUGUCAUGUGUGUGUACCCGGCCAGAGCCCCCACGCUGUCCCACCCCGCCUGGCCAUGCCUCUUCUCCCUCCUCAUGGGAGUCACCAAUGGAUAUUUCGGCUCCGUGCCGAUGAUUCAGGCUGCUGGUAAAGUGCCGCCUGAACAGAGGGAGUUGGCAGGGAAUACUAUGACAGUCUCCUACAUGACGGGCUUGAUGGUUGGCUCCGCUGUGGCGUAUGCAGCUUACAGCUUCACCGCUCCAGCAACAGGAAGCAGCUUCUCUACACUCAACAUACGCACACCUGCCAACGCUACAGGGUACUGAACGUCUGCAUAAAUUAAAAAACAGAUGCACAGAAUGGACCUAGUACAUAAUGCAGCACGACCAGCCAUUUACACUUGCAGGACUCGACAAAAAACGGAAGCAAAAACUGACAUUUAGUGUUAAAACUCAGAUUUAUCCACCCUGUCAUUGUCCAGCUUGGCGAUCCGGUGACUUUCAAACGUCUGCUGUGAUGAGAUUCCCCGAAGGAGCAGAACAGGAGCUGUGCAUCUGCCAGUGGGCCGACAUAAGGCCUCCGAGUGCCGCACGGUGAAAUUACUGUCUGCAUAUGUGCGAACAGAUCGUCUGACAUUUGUACAGUGUAAAGUCAAGUGAUAUUUUUCCUGCAGGGAGGGAACAGCUUCUGGUUUCAAAGGAGACCUUGUGUCUUAGGUCACAUAUGUUACAUUUCAUGAUUCCUCAGAACUCUUGCUAUUCAGGGUAUAGAGGCGGGUUUAGAAUGAAUUCUCAGAUAAAGAGAUCAAGAGUUCCAUUUAUUUUAUUUGGGCACCGUCACCAAAUUUCUCUGAAUGCAGGACUUGAUGCUAAAAGACCUUCAGUUACUUUCCCAUCAAAAAUGGAAGUUGUAAUCUUCUGUAAUGUGCCAUAUUUAUGAGUCUGAUGGAAUAUAUGGUAUGUAAAGGAUUCAAAAAGUUUGGAAAUGACAUCCAAAGACACUCUUCUGACCCAUUAUAGGACAUGUUAGCCAUUAAUUAGGGUUGGAUCGAGGUGGCAGCAGGGUUUCCAGCUCAUCUUUGGGUAUAAUGGGCUGUUCCCAGGCCAGAUGAGAUAUGUAAUCCAUCCAGCGAGUUCUGGGUUUCCUCAAAGUUGGACGUGCCCAGAAAACCUUCCCAUUCAACGUCCUUAUCAGAUGGUGAACCGCCUCAUCUGGCUCAUUUUGGAAUUCUGGACAUGGGGACAAAAUUUUCCAAAUGACCAAAGCCUUGAUCCUUUUUAACCUUUUGAUGGGCAGUGUGGGUCAGGAGAUACCUAUUUUCCAUUGGAUUUGGGUCACUUUUGAGCCCUGUUGCGCAUCAAAGGGUUAAGGGUCAACCAUAGACUUUACCUGGUCGUAGCAAGUUUUAUAUAAUACCAGCUGGUGGUUGAUUGGAAACAUUUCUGCUUCACAGCUCAAGAGUGGGCAAAAAAAUGUGUUUUACGAUACGAGGAAAGAGAGUGAAUUCGAAUUUUAGCAUCUAACAGGAUAACUGAACAGUGAACAAUAUCACAUGGAAUUAGCACUUAGAAAAGCCACUUUUUUUUGUUGUUUUACUUUUCAGUCAUUUAAAAUACUGUACAAAUGUCAUCCCAUCAUAUCAUAACUGUUCCUUAAUUGGUUUCCCUUGUUAAAAUUGUUCAAUCGAUUAGAAGUCUAAGGUGUAAGUGUGAAAACAAGGACAGAAGAGGCAGGUUUCUGUCUGUUCCAUGAGUUUUACAUCACUUCUUCCACCCUAUGAUGGCUAAAAAAAAAUGUUAGUAUGAAUUUCCCAGAGGAGGUGGAGUAAUAAUGGCUGUGUCUUGCUGUAGGUUUUUUUCUGAAAUGGUUCGUGUCUCCUCUGUGUCCUUCUGAACAGUGUCUGUGUUUAACGUCUAUGUAACAAUGCAGGAUGUGAGGGAGAAAAACAUUUUAGUGCCAAAACGUCUGCCUGUAAUGAUAAAGUGUUAUUGGCUGGAAAAAAAAGAGUGAAUGUAAAGUUGUAAAUAUACAGAAUGAAAUGCACUCAAAGCAGUAAAGAGCUUUUAUUUUCACUAAUGCAAAGCCUCUAGAAAAUAUCAGAAUCAUAUCUUUUGUAGCUGUAUUUAGACAAACUGAUCGGUUUUAUUUAUUUCAGCGGCGUCCACAGGUUCUUAGUUCCUCCGUGUUGGAUUUUUCAGUGGUAAGAGGAGAGUUCACGGUUUAUACAUUAUGAACAAAAACAAGCCUCAGCGUAGAACCCAUGCAGUGCUCUGUAUAAUGCAAGCGGCUGCCUGAAUCGAGCCUGAUGUUGGCAUGGUUUGAAGAAUGGUCUGGUGCCAUUAGGGAGCUGACCUCAUUACUGUAUGUAUGUCCCGCUGAGCUGAGGGCACCACAUUUCCUGAGGCCUCCCAGCGAGCUGCUCGGCUUGAAGGUGUUUUUAGUUAUUUUUGAUCAAAUGUGUCAUUAAAGAACACGGAAAGUCUAUUUCCUUCUACUUCUUACUCUCCGGUAAAAGCUGCGGCCAUUUUGAGAGGAGGAAGGACUCUCCAAAGAAAGCAUUUUUAAGAAGACUUUAUGUUAAAUUCAUACCUCUUGACGUGCUGGAAGAUUCACUUUCUUGCUGAGAGUUAGACAGAAAUACCAAUCUCUUGUUUGUGUAACUAUGAAACUAGCAGUCAGUCAGCUUUGUAUAGAGAGAGAAAACAGCUAGCCAAUUCCCAGUUUUACUUUUAGCUGAGCCCAAUCCCACAUCAAACCUUUUACUCACUGUGGGCUCAUUUUUCACGGCGGUAUAAAGUCCUCCACCCACAUGGAAUCAGCACAGCCAUAGAUAGAGGGAGUCCAAAUGUCCUUCGUGCAGUAUGACACUAUUAUAAUGCCAUAAAUAAUAGAAAAAGACAGGAUGAAGUAGAUUUUCUUAGACUAAAUGUUUUACAAAACUUAAAACAGAAAAUGGAAUCAACAUUUACAACAUUUCUUCACUUGCUCACAGAUGUUAUCAAUGCUAGAAAAAAGGAGGCUCACCAUGCUAUUUUAAAACCUCUUCAAACAAGGCUUUUCACACUACUUUGCACAUCAAUUCUAGAAAGAUUUUUUUGUUUGACCGCACUGAAUGCAUCUUCCAACAACUUUUUGAGAGCGUUUUCCUUUGUAUACCUUUUUUGAACCAUGUUGUGUUUCUUAAAUGCUUCAGAAGAAGUCAGCUGGACUUCUUCUUUGGUUCUUGAAGACAUUUCAUUUUUUAUCCAUGAGGCUUCCUCAUUUCUACGUGACUGAUGGGGAGUCCCAUCUGUUCCCCAGAAUCACAUGGCUAAUGGCCCGUUAAAGACUGCCUGGGUUAGGGUUAGGAAAGGGAUGACUGUGUGUUGGUACAGAUGGUAAUACUAUGUUAUACACCAAUCAGCCACAACAUUAUGACCACUGACAGGUGAAGUGAAUAACAUUGAUUAUUGGUACUAUGUGGUGUUCUGCUGGAAAACCUUGGAUUCUGGCAUCUGUGUUGGUGAGACUUAGACACCAAAAUAAACCUUGUCCCAGAACAAACACACUCAUUCAUGCAGAUGGAAAUCCUAAAUGUCACGGACCUAAUCCACCACAUUGCAAUAACAUCAAACAAUCAGGAACACAUUGAGGAACAUGACAAUCGCCCAAGAUGUUGAUUUGACCUCCAAACUUCCUAGACCCCAUUCUGAUCAAUCAUCAACAAGAUGCAGUGGAAUAAGUUUGAUUCCCAGAGAAACCACUGCACAACCCAGAGCACCCAAAGGAUCCUCUGCCAACGUCCUGUCCCCAUAGGACACCCUGAGAGGUCUUCUGGUCCAUGCCCAGUGGUUCAGAGCAUUUUUGACGACUUAAGGGGGACCAACACUAUAUUAGGCAGGCGGUCAUAAUGUUACACCUGAUUGGUGUAAGUACCUGAAAUGUGGUGUCUACGAUCAGUCAGUUUGAACUGAGAAAGUCCAUUUGUCUUUAGUCUCACUUUGCCAGCCCAUAGUGCGUAGUGUAGCGCUCUAACUGCACUACAAUAUUAUUCUGCUAUAGGGGAAGAAAAGUCUCUACCAAUCAAAGUCAUUGUGGGCGGGGUUAAGUGGAGGAUGCAGCUUAAGGUGUUCACUCAAAAAAGCCAAAUCUGGAAUUGUGAUGGAACAUUUACAUGCAGGGAAACCAGCAUAGUGAUUAAUCUUUUUCAGUGCUGCAACUUGUUGUUGUUUCCUGAGGUCAACAAAACUGUAAUCCAAUGGUAGCAUAAGACAGCAGAAUGCCGACUGACAUUAUCAGCCAAUGACAGGCUUAUAUCCGCAGACUGCAUUCAGUAAGUCGGACUCAGUUCUCUUUGACUGAAGUACUUGCCAUGACCCGGCUGACUAAGAAUCUAAACAGAUACAUGCCGCAUUUUUGAAAAAACAGAUUACGUGUUCCAUUGUCCUCUCAGUCUCUUUUGUUGUUGAAUUUUUCUCAUGUGACUGUUAGUCACAGAUGAGUCAGUCAUGGCUUUUUUUGUCGUGGGCAGAUUUUUUAUUUUUUUUUAACACAUUCAGGUGCAAAUGGUUUAUUUUUGGUGAUUUAAAAAAAAAAAAAGAGACGUAGAAUAAAAAUAAUUUUAAAGAAAUGUGACAACUUUGAGCUUGAAUUUGGUUCAUUUUUCUGUCUUAAACCUGCCACAUGUAUUUUCAAGGACUGUCAUGAAGUUGAAAAUCUGACGGUCUGCUCUUGGUUUUGAUAAAUGGUGUCAUUUUCUUGCUUUUUUAAAAGGUUUUGGGGCUCAGAGGCUUAGGCUAACUGUUUUCAGUCUUUGUGCAAAGCUAACUUGAUCCCAUUUCCAGUUUCAUGUUUACCGCACACGUCUAUCCUUCUACAAGAAAGUGAAUAAAUGUUGAAAAUAAGUCAUUCACUGUUGCAACUAAUGAUACCUCUGAAAAAAAUAGAGCAGCAAUGGAGAAGAGCUGCUCAUCGAGUGUAAUUUUCUUGAAAACAUAGUUAUCUGUCAGUGGAAUAACCUGUUAAAUGUUGAACUGCGCAGUGGAGAAAAUGAAUUAUGACCACAAUCACUUUAUCACUAACCUUAUUAAUAAUCUGCUGUAAGAACAACUGUAUUCACACCCAUUCAUCAUUUCAUAGACAUAGUUUUGGCUGAAGCGGACACAUUUUCAAAGUGAGUUAUGAUGACGGAGAUCAGCAGGAAUUACAGACUGAAGGUGGCUGAUUGCUUUGACAAAGACAGAGCCUAAAAGAGAAAAAUGUCAAGAAAACACAAAGUAAGAGGCAGAAUUCAUUUUUGGUGGUAAUUAGAGUAGGUUGUGCAGCAGAAACUAAACGUACUUAUAAGUUUUUUCUGCCUCUGAUGGAAGAUGGAAAGUGACUGUAGAGUGGAAUGAUGUUCACAUCUACAUGGAAACACAAUGACAUGUAAAAAACCACUCUGAGGUUGUGAUAUCUGCCAGCCUGCCGUGUGACUUUCACUUUGUGUUUUUAAAUGCUGUGAUAACGCUCAUUUUUCUCACCACUAACAGCAAAGAAUUUCUCCAUUUUGUACUAUUUUAGACUGAACAUGUGACUGCAUACUGUGAAAUGUUACAUACAGAUACUGUGUAAAUACUGUAAAAAAAAAACAACAAAAAAAUCACUGUAAUAUAUUUUACAGAUGACAUUUGUUGGAAAAAAAAGAAUAGUUUAAGAGCUUUACGGAUCGUUACGAAGGACCAAAUGAAGAAUUUGGUGCAGUGAACUAAAUUUAAUCUUAUUGCUGGUGACAUAAUUACAUGAAGUUUGGGUGUUUAAUCAUGUUUUCAUGCAAACCUGUUUAGCUUAUUUUCCUGUUUCCUUCCUGGUUUCAGAAUCUGAUAGGGUCAAUCAGGGCUGGAUGCAAAUUUCCGCUCUAAAUAUUUAAUUACUUACACUUUUUAUACUAAUAUUAACUGAAUAUUAACUAACAUCAUCCUCUAAAAUGUAAAGUUCUGAGAGAAAAAGGGAAAAAAUGUCAAGUUACAAUAACUGAAACUGCAUUUAUUAGAUUUUCUUUUCUUUUUUUUCUUUCUUUUUUUGUCAAAAAACCUGGAUUUCACUAAACAGUGUGUUUGGACCCAACAUCAGCAACACUCAAUAAAACAGUUGUUUACA